This is a messenger RNA of Mycotypha africana, 1192 nucleotides long. RefSeq lists its product as uncharacterized. The transcript has 5 exons. The record is from RefSeq and is a predicted model, not a curated record. Lineage: Eukaryota; Fungi; Mucoromycota; Mucoromycetes; Mucorales; Mycotyphaceae. Gene Ontology annotation, molecular function: ubiquitin-ubiquitin ligase activity. Gene Ontology annotation, cellular component: nucleus; ubiquitin ligase complex; cytoplasm. Bases 348 to 1124 code for a protein of 258 amino acids. Gene Ontology annotation, biological process: protein polyubiquitination.
UUUGGAAGCCUAUGAUGCAGAAGGAGCAUGGCCCAUUUUAAUAGACGAAGUACGAUAAUAUUUCUUUUCUUUCAGCUGAACUACGAUGGAUACUGAUUUUUCAUAAAUACUACGCUUAUUUUUGUAGUUUGUAGAAUACAUGCAGGAAAGACUGUAGAUGUGGACUGUACCUGUGUCCUUUAACUGGGUCGGAUUAAAUGUCCGAAUGCACGAGCAUGACGUGUGCCGCUUCACCUUUCAUGCGCGCGUGCAUGUUUAUUUUCUCCUUGCUUCAGCUUGCUUUCUUUCACCUUCUUCUUUUUAUGAUCGCGCAAUCUUACCUUCUCGAAAAUAAAAAAUUAAAUUAAAUGAAUAAUAGUGAACAAAACUUAACUGACGCUGAUAAAAUCCGGCUUAAGCGGUUAGCAAAGCUCCAACAAAAAGAGCAGGAACAGCAACAACAGCAACAAUAUGAACAGGAACAAGCCUCCAAUGGACGAAAAUCAGCUAUUGCAAAUAAGCCUGUGCUGCAAACAUUGGAUGAAUUUGUGCCUGCUAAAAGAACUGUCGUUAAAAAGGCACCUGCAACCAGAUCGCCGACGCCUGGCUCACCUUCACAGGCUUCACAACAACAUAUCACAAAGUCCAACAACAUAAAAGCCCCUUCGACUUCUGUUGUAAAACCUGCAAAAUCGUUUGAGGACUGGCAGGACGAUGUUCUUUCUCGUAUAUUGCAAGUGACGCUUAAUCCGGAAAAUAUGUAUAAGCAAGGCAAAUGUGUGUACUUAUCCAGUUUAGCUAACGAACUCAUCGAAGAAGAAGAUGAUCAUCCGAACAAACUUCAAGAACAACACUUGGAUCGUAUUAUUGUUGCAAGACUUUCCUUAGAUCCUAAAGAACCACAUGAGGACUUACCUCAAGAUAUAAGAAAUACACUCAAUAUUUUGCAUUUCGAUUAUCUGUUGAAUUGCUGGAAAACAGUUUUCGACAUACGUAGAAACACUCUGCAGAGGAGUAAAAACUUAGAGAAAUCAGUUCUUGACCAAAGACUACAUUUAUUGGAUAACGUUAAGAAUUUGAUUGUAUCGUACUCCGGGCUUGUGCUUCAAAUGCCCGAUAUGUUCCCACAGAUGAACAGGUAUUAAACACGCUUGCUCAUAUUCGAAUGAAGGAGACAGUUCAGAAAGUUAGAAUCCUUACUUAUAUGAGCCUG